AUGAAAUUGAAAGUCGAUAACAAUGGUGGUGCAUGGUGUCCAAAACAUAUGGUAUCACGAGGAUUAAAGGAAUAUUUACAAAUUGAUUUGUUGCAAGUUCAUGUGAUAACGGGCAUUCGGACACAAGGACGCUUUGGUAAGGGUCAGGGCCAAGAAUACACUGAAGCGUAUGUGGUAGAGUAUUGGCGUCCGGGUAUGGAAAAAUGGCGUCGUUGGAAGAAUAUACAGGGAAAGGAGAUAUUGCCCGGUAAUAUUAACACUUAUAGUGAAGUUGAAAAUAUUUUGCAACCCAUAAUCUUUGCCACAAAAAUACGCAUCUAUCCGUAUUCACAAUAUGAUCGUACGGUUUGUUUAAGAGCUGAAGUUGUAGGAUGUCCCUGGGAAGCAAAUACAAUUUCCGAAUUAGCCAUUACCACUGCUACUGGUACUGGUGCUACUGCUACUGCUACUGCUAUUGCCAAUAUAUAA
Messenger RNA from Lucilia cuprina (Australian sheep blowfly), 468 nucleotides. RefSeq names its product discoidin domain-containing receptor tyrosine kinase B-like. Lineage: Eukaryota; Metazoa; Arthropoda; Insecta; Diptera; Calliphoridae. The transcript is spliced from 4 exons. Bases 1 to 468 code for a protein of 155 amino acids. The record is from RefSeq and is a predicted model, not a curated record.